Physcomitrium patens is the source of this 1730-nucleotide messenger RNA. RefSeq lists its product as uncharacterized. The record is from RefSeq and is a predicted model, not a curated record. Lineage: Eukaryota; Viridiplantae; Streptophyta; Bryopsida; Funariales; Funariaceae.
ACAGUCGGGGUCGCUGCGAAGUGGAUAGAAUCAUGGCCCUACUGAUCACGGCUCUGUCCUCCGCACUGACGGACUCAUCGGGGAUCGCGAAGCGGAUGGAGCAGCGAGGACGAAGCAGGAGGGAGCUCCAGAUCUGCGGAUGGAGAAUAAUUUAAAAUUAUACAUUUACGUGCGUUGUCCAUCACUUCUGCAGGCAGUGGCAUAAUAAUCCCCCCUCCCCUCUUGCAGGGCGCCGAUGGCACUGGCUCUCUCGCCGCAGUGUUCGUCUGUUUCCCCCUUCCAUUCGACCUGGCUUCGCAUUCUGCGCUGGUGGCUCUAGAACUGUGUUUCCAUACAUCUGUGUCGGAGUUCUAUAGUCCGAAUCUGUUGUCUUCUGCCUGAGUUUGGGGUUCGCCACGCCGGAGUUGCUGUAGCAUUGGACGAAUUGACAGGGUUGCGACGAAGACGUUUGCAGCGUGCUUGAGGUUUAGAGCCAUCUACUAUCACUCCAGAGGACAACGCAUCCAGGGGAAUAGUGUCGUCGACUUUCCAGUAGCAAUACUUAAUCCAGUCAAUAUUCUGGGUUCUUACCAUGGGGAAAGGGAGGGGAUUUGGAGGCAUGCGAUCGACGUCAAUGGACGGCAGCUAUGGAAGGAUUAAGCGUGGUAAAGAUCUCUGUAGUAUCAGCGAACUUCGUGCCACUGAGGUACCUUGCUCAAAUUUUGGGUACGAGCGAGUGAGCAAGAAGUCUCUUGAUCGUAGGUUGAGCUUUUCGUGGAGCAGGAAAUCCUCAAAGAAUAAUUUCGAUACAUCUAGAGUCGGAGACGCUGUAAUCGAAUCCCAGUCAGCAGCUUCUUCGUGUACAGUUGCAACAGAAAGUGGCUCAAAUCAGGAGCCAAGAAGGAAGAGUCUGUUCGGCAUCAGAAAUUUCAUGGUCGGUAUUCUAGACUCUUACAAAAAGAUAAUGCAGUCCGCCGAGGACUCCAACGUGCGAUUCUCCGAUCUUUAUCCAAGGAAUGCUAUGAUGGCUCCUGUCACUCCUGCCACACGCAGCAGCAGCAUAAAGUAUGUGUCUCCCUCGCCUGGCGUUGGCCGACAUUCAUUCGUUACCGUGGAGGAAGCGUUUCGUGAGAGAUAGCAAGUUUUCAACAACAGCGACAUUGAUCGCUUCCGAUGUUCUCUGUCGAACAUCUUUUUGUACCGCGAUUUUGAACACGGGCAGUCAAGGUCUUCAGAUUAUUGCGCAAUUGGAUAAUCCACGAUGUGGCGCUGGAUAUGAGUCCUAUUUGGAAGAAAUUCGUGGUUGCAAAGCUCUGCGACCAAUCCAGAGGCGAACCCGUCAGACUCUUUACAUUAGUGUUGGGGUUGAAAUACCUGUUCAAUUCUGUUUGUUUCAUAAUUGUCGGCUUGUUGGGUCUAGGAGAAACCUCCCUCGAAAAACUACUCCAGUGAAUUGAUGGGACAUGUCUUGUAAGUCGAGGUGUAGAAUAGCUUUGCAGUAAGUUAUACUGAUGCCAGAAACAACUACGUCGACAGUCUCGUCUUGUUGCUCAAACGGAUGGGACGCGAGGCAUGUCUUGAAAAUACCUGGACGAUUUGUCCAUAAACAUUGUAAGCUGAGCGAGGUGACAGCCGAUAGGUAAACCUAUUUGCGACUUGAUCUGUGUGGUCCCUUUUCACACAUUGUGUUGGCCCCCAGCUAUCGAAUUUGAAAACAUUAUUCUGAUGGAAUUCUCAACAUCAUUCAACAA